AUGCGUGUUUCUGCUGACGACAUGAGAGCUCUUGACCAAGACAUGACCGACAUCGAAGAAAAGGCCCUGCAGUUGAAGAGAGCCUCCAUCACUCUCGAGCAAGGUCUUAAACAAGAAAAAGCGCAAAUUGAGAAAUUCCAGCGAAUUUUGAAAGAUUAUAAUCAAAGAUUGGAUAAAUGCAGACAUCUACUCGAUGGUAUUCAAACAGGAGAUGCAGUGAGAGAUGAGAAAGCUCCGAAGAUUCUGUAG
Messenger RNA from Auanema sp. JU1783, 249 nucleotides. Lineage: Eukaryota; Metazoa; Nematoda; Chromadorea; Rhabditida; Rhabditidae. The record is from the annotation of a GenBank genome assembly.